UACCAAUGUACGGAGUAACAUUUUAACAUGAUAGAGACAUCUUUCAACUUUUGAAAUUGCCAGAUUUGCUACCAGUCUACCACCUUCUAUAGGUGGUUUACUAAUCACACAUUUAAAUACCAUGCCAAAUCAUCCUAGUGAACUUAAAAAUUUAAAAGUAAGCACAGAAAAAAAAAUAAAAAAAAUGCAUUGCUCAAGCAAACUCCCACAGCAUCAUCCACUUCCAUGGACACAACAUCAUCUCUCCUCUCGUUCAUCUCUUCUCUCUUUCCCCACUUCCUCCUUCACUCUUCUUCUUCCUUCUAACUCACCUCUUACACUUCACUGCACUAACACUACCAAAGUUCUUGCCAUGGCAAAAAGAAGCUUCCCCACCAAACAAAACGACUUCGCUUCAAGUGUUGAUUUGCAGUUUGAGUCACCACUGAAAAUUGUUGAAUAUCCAGACCCAAAGCUUAGAGCCAAGAACAAGCCAAUUGAUAAGUUUGAUGAUAAUUUGAAGAAAUUGGUUGAUGAAAUGUUUGAUGUUAUGUACAAAACUGAUGGGAUUGGACUCUCGGCUCCUCAAGUAGGCAUUAACGUCCAGCUUAUGGUGUUCAACCCUGUUGGUGAGCGUGGUGAGGGAGAAGAAAUUGUUCUUGUAAAUCCAAGUGUGAGCCAGUACUCGCUAAAGAAAACGCUUUUUAAUGAAGGCUGUCUAUCUUUUCCUGGAUUAUAUGCUGAUGUACAGAGACCAGAAUCUGUCAAGAUUAAUGCCCAGGAUAUUAGUGGUUCAAAAUUCACAGUUACUUUAUCCAGCCUUCCUGCUCGUGUAUUCCAACAUGAGUUUGACCAUUUGCAGGGCAUCCUCUUCUUUGAGAGAAUGACAGAUGAAGAACUUGACACCAUACGUGAUGGCUUACAGGCAUUGGAGUUAAAGUAUGAGAAAAGCACCAGAUUGUCAAGACCUGAGAGCAUUGAAACUCGAAAAAGAAGGAAAACUGGUGUUGGUUUUGGAAAAUCUUAAUCAAGGAUUACUACAGUAUCACCCAUGAAAGAACAAAUUCCUUCAGAUUUCAAAGGUUGAUCAUCCCAUACAGCCCGAAUUUCCUGUUCUUUUGAACCGCCUUAUAAAUAAAUUAGGCCUUUGAGGAAGAGGGGCUCACAACUGAUGUUCUGUAGAGACUGAGCUGCUGCCCUAAAUUGAACAUUAUACUUCCUUGACUUAGGGUCAUGGUUGAGAAGUCUUAGAACUCUUAUGUAAAGAUGUGUACGUUAUAUGCAAAGAAACCGACUCGUUUCUGUGUAUAUGCACUUAGUUCCUUCUGUUUUUUUUUUUUUUUUUUUUUUUUUUUUUUGAAAGGCUGAGAAGUCUUAGAACUUUUAUGAUUACAUUAUUUGCAAGGAGAUCGACUCUUUUCUGUGUAUAUGGACUUAGUUCCUGGUUUUAUUCGAUUUACUUGUUUUCAGAUGCAGCUAGUUACAAAGUAAAUGGAGUUAUUGAGGAGAA
Molecule: messenger RNA, 1489 nt
Organism: Chenopodium quinoa (quinoa)
Lineage: Eukaryota; Viridiplantae; Streptophyta; Magnoliopsida; Caryophyllales; Amaranthaceae
Product: peptide deformylase 1B, chloroplastic/mitochondrial-like
Exons: 6
Coding region: 122-1006 (294 amino acids)
Biological process (GO): peptidyl-methionine modification
Cellular component (GO): chloroplast; mitochondrion
Molecular function (GO): peptide deformylase activity
Source: RefSeq, a predicted model, not a curated record